GAGGGUGGAGGGCAGGGGCUUGUUUAUACGGGACAUUUACGAGGCUUCCAUUCGUUCUUUUGCUCAGUUUUAAUUGGACUCUGAGUGUCAGUUGAGUGUGAACUCUUGCCCCUUCGAGUUUUACUUUUAUCUGGUGAGGGUAGAUACGGGUUCUGGGGCGGCAACAACGAGGUUAUAUAUUUUGCUGUGACAUAAGGUCAUCAGUCUCUCGUGUGCGUUUUCGAACUGCUUGUGACUCGUCAUCAUCGCAAUUGUGUGACAACCUUGGGAUUUGGCGUGAGGACAUUAUUUUCAUUACAGAGAGUGUGAAAACAGCGCAUUGAUAAUCAUUUAAAUAGUGAAACAUUCAUUAUAGUUAUACGUGCAAGUACUGAUUAUUAAGAAAGAGGCGUUUUAGCUGUACGCGCAAGUGGACUUGAAUUUGCUAGAUUACUUGCUUAUGUAAUGUGUACGGAGUGACUUGAGGUGUACCUACUUGGCCGUUUUUCGUGCGUCGUCACAAACCUGAAAGGAAACAUGAGCAGUACAAUGGAGAGGAUGAUGAUCGCGAUGGUGAUGAUCUACGCGCUGUGGGCCAGCUACGAGAUCACCAGCGUCAAGAGCUUCGGCAUUCAUGUGGACUGUGAUGCUUUGCAGAAUAAAGAGGAGAAGGAAAAACUGGAAUGUCAUGCUCAACAGUUCAUCAAAUUCGCGAGGAAGGGCAAAAUCGACGACGUAGAGAAGAAACUUGAGAAAUUCAUUAACAAAAACUUCCUGCUGAGUUACACGGAAAAACUUGGAAUCCACAAAGGCUUUACUGGAUUACUUUGGGCAGCCCGCAACAACGACACUGCGAUGGUGAACUUGCUGGUUGAACAGGGCUCGGUGGUCUAUCACUCCACUGGUUCUGGUUAUACACCAUUAUAUUACAUGGCAGAAUAUGGCAAUACGGAGACGGUUAACAUGCUCCUUAGAAAUGGAGCUAAGGUGAACACCGCACUUUUGAAUGGUUAUACCCCAGUUCUCAUAGCAGCAGAGAGAGGAUACACUGCUAUAGUACAAUCUCUUCUUGAGAAUAAUGCCAAUCCUAAUGUCAAGUCGAAAAAAGGUGCCACCCCUAUCCUCGUAGCAGCACAGAAUGGAAACACUGAAAUUGUAAGACUCCUUUUAGAGAGAGGCGCCGAUCCUAAUGCCAAAUCCGAAGUAAGAGGUAGGCCUCGUACACACUAUCGUUUUUUCCCGCUGUACUUUGCCGCCAAGUGGGGUCAUUUGGAUAUGGUCAAUCUCCUCCUGGAAGCAAAGGCAGACGUCACCUACCGAACUUUAUACGGUAUGACCUUAGGAGAAACUGCGCUGAUAACUGCAACAGCCUGGAAUCGGGGACCCACCGUAGCUAGGUUGCUGGAUGCUUCCGCCGAUCCUAACGUCGCCGAUAAACUAAAAACUGGUGCACUUCAUCGAGCAGCCUAUUACGGGUAUACAGAUAUUCUUCAGAUACUGAUCGAGAAAGGGGCAGUAGUUGAUGCCCAGAACUUUGAGGGACGAACGCCUCUGCACUUUUGCGCCAAGGGAGCAAAAACCUUGACUCUUAAAGAACUCUUGAAGUCUUGCCCUGACGACGGGAUCAGAGAUAUUAGAGGUAAAACUGCCCUGGAUUUAGCGGUGUCUGAGAAGGAGAGAUUGAUGAUGAAAACAAAAAAAACUAGAAGGACACACACCAUGAUACUGGGCUUCGAGACGUUCAUUCCCAUGUUAAAAGGAUACACCAACAAGGCUUGCAGCUAAACUUGCAAAAUAUGAUGCAGUGGUAGACACACCAAAGAGAGAGAGAGAGAGAGAGAGAGAGAAGCACAAAAGUAGCUAUUCAAGUGCUUAGUUGAAUAAAUGCAGGAACUGUUGCAGGUGCCAAGUUUAUUCAGAGUAAAAUUUUACUUAACCCCUAAAGCAUGGGACCUAAAGAUGGUGGAGCCUGAGAGGCAAUGUGCAAAGAAAAGGUCGCCUGGGCUGGUUUGAGUUGAAAUCCCAAGAACCUGAAGAACUGAUAUGUAAGCUCAUGCCAAGACUGUUUGUCUUAUGAAGUGCACCUGAGAAUGACACAACUUUGGCAAUACUGUGCCACUUGUUUUGGUUUGUUUCAGGUGUCUAGUUCAUGGACAGAAUUUUCCCUUUUGUUUUGUUCACUUCACUUCACUCACCCUUUCCCUUUCUGCUCAUUUCCUAAGUUUGGAGCAGCUAAAGGGAGUCUCACUUGGGUGUUGCACACUGAUAUGGCUUAAUUUUGUAACUCCUGAUGCAGAGAGAGAGAAAAAAAGUAGCUUUGAAAUAAAAAAGAAAUAAGAUCAGUGAGAGAGAGAGAGAGAGAGCUUUACAAUAAAAGAAGAAGAAUACAAAAGAAAGGAAACGGGUGAAUAGUUAGACAUCAAUUUUUAACAGUCACGCCAUUCAAUGACAUACGUCCACUUUCAGAUGUCGAAAGUGCAUGAGUUUUCUGUUUCGAAAGUUCCAAGAAUGAGCAAAAAAGUUAUUGCUCUGUUAAUGAGAGAGAGAGAGAGAGAGAGAGAAAGCAUUAUUGAAAGGCAACAGAUAUCCAAACAUAGCAUCCAUGCUAUUGAUGUAGUUUUCAAGAAUGCCUCAGGGGUGAGGUACCUUAGCACUGGUCAUAAAUAACAUACAUAGACAAAAUAUAUUACUUUUUUCAAUCAAAAUAAAAGAUUUUUUCACGUAGAAUGAACGACUUACUGUUACCUAUAUGCAUAUCUCACCUAUAAUGCUUACCAUUUUGUUCAUUGAAGUUCAAAACAUAAGGUAAAUCUGCAGAAAAAAUUUCCUAAAAAUCGAAUUUUGCUUAAAUAAUUUCGCUUAUCUUGAAACUAGUCUGAAAACUGAAUGCUUUCUUCUUUUUUAACUGGAAAAGAGUAUGGUGUACUUUUUUUUCUAAAAUUUCGGGGGUCCUAAGCUGAAUUUGGGGACAAGGGUGGGUGAUUUAAGAAAGAAAUGGGAUUUUUAAAAUUAAUUUUGAACACUCGGCAAAACAUAUGUAUUCGACCUAGGCCAGUGUUUUCCCCUCAGAUUUACAAAAAGGGUUGGUACUUAUAGUACGAAAAUUUUUAUGCCAUUAGCUCAUAAAGCCACUGACUAGGAGCAACACAAUAAAAUUAUUAUUUUUGGGCUCAUUUUACAAUUUUAUUUUUUUAAUAUCAUUACAUUGUUGGCACCCGAUUCUAAUGAAACUGGCCGGAUAUGUACCUACUACAUGUACACAACCAUGACUUUCAUUUCGUCAAUCCUAAUUCAAUAUUGCUUUGAAGAGGCGCACUUGUACUAAAAUACAAAAGUCUGCUUUUGGUUGUUAUUUUUUGUGGUUAUUACAAUUGCUUAUGGCAGAUGUCUGUUUUGAAACAACUAAUACCCAAUGCAAGAAAUAGAGUGAAUUAGUUCACUUUAUGUUAUUUAUCAAUUAUAGUUUGUUUAUAACACUAAGAUGUUAAUGGUCGUUAUGUUCACCACAAUGUAUUAAACUGCAUAGUUACGCACUUUUGAUGAAAGGUGUUUUCUUUUAAAAAUCAGUUGUUUACAAGCCAAAUGCUAACUUCACAAAAUGAAAAUUUUAAUUUACAUAAACAAUUGUUUUUUGUUGUUGAAAAUCGUAGAGUGUAAAAGGCCCUGUUUUUCUGACUUGAAUGCUUACCUCAGCAAACAGAUAUAACACUGCUAUUUUAACCAUCAAACAAGGAGGUUACAUAUAAUCUGGGAUCAAUACUAAGACAUUGGUGAUGCCUAAUUUUUCAGUAAGUAUUCCCAUCCAGGGACUGUCUUUUUAAGCGGCCUAGCUUGGAUGUAAGUAAGCAGCUCCUUGUGCAACUAGCAGCAGGUGCUAACUCCUCCCACUGUCUAUACCAGUUGGCACAAAGUUUGCAUAUCAGCUCACAGCCCGGUGCAGUUUUUUCAAUUAUCAUUUCAUUGCCAGAGGGUUAAUGUAUCUGUUCAAAGUGAGAUGUACCUAAUUUAAAGUACUGUAUUUUAAGGUGAAAUGCUAUAUUACUUAGAGAUGUAAAUCUAUUCCUGUGGAAAUUAUAGUAUUUUUAUAAUUCGUCAAACUGUACUUUGUCUUGUAUUUGUAGUAAAGGAACGACUGCCACUUUCAGUUUUCUGUGAAAGAAAAAGGUGUCACAUAGGUUAGAUGAAUAUCAAUAUUAAUAAAGAUGAUA
Messenger RNA from Macrobrachium nipponense, 4187 nucleotides. Its product is annotated as CARD- and ANK-domain containing inflammasome adapter protein-like. Gene Ontology annotation, biological process: regulation of gene expression. The transcript is spliced from 14 exons. NCBI's taxonomy places the organism in Eukaryota, Metazoa, Arthropoda, Malacostraca, Decapoda, Palaemonidae. The record is from RefSeq and is a predicted model, not a curated record. Gene Ontology annotation, molecular function: protein binding. Bases 517 to 1764 code for a protein of 415 amino acids. Gene Ontology annotation, cellular component: nucleus.